This is a messenger RNA of Amaranthus tricolor (Joseph's coat), 1982 nucleotides long. Its product is annotated as polygalacturonase inhibitor 1-like. The coding region runs from base 353 to 1510 and encodes 385 amino acids. The record is from RefSeq and is a predicted model, not a curated record. NCBI's taxonomy places the organism in Eukaryota, Viridiplantae, Streptophyta, Magnoliopsida, Caryophyllales, Amaranthaceae. The transcript has a single exon. Gene Ontology annotation, molecular function: protein binding.
UCCAACAAUACAUAGUUAAUCAAUCUAGUAAAUAGACUAAGUUGCUUGAUGUUUGACCCUUUAAGAAUUAUUUUUGACCAGCUAUCAACUCACUAUAAUAAAAUCUAUUAACGACUCGUCCCGUUAAUGACCCGCUAAAUAUAGUCAAAUUUGCAGCCCAUUAGGCCAGUCCAUCUUAUUAACCAGCUCUAUACACAAUUUUACCGGUAUUAAUAAUAAACUAACAAAGACAUUAUUUUCGAGUAACCAAACCCAUGCAUGUACUUCACCAACGCAAUAAUGCAGGCAAACCUUUCUAUAAAUAUACAGAACUCCCCUCCAUAAAACUUAUAUCAUCAAUCAACUACCCAAAAUGGAAACUCCAUUACAAUUCAAUCUUCCCUCCAUUACCAUAACUUUCCUCCUCCUCUUUUCAUCCAUAAACCUCUCUUCUUCAACAAAACAAUGCAACCCAAAUGACAAAAACGCCCUUCUUGAAAUCAAACACUAUUUCAACAAUGCCUCUGUUUUCUCCAUAUGGGACCCAACCACCGAUUGCUGCACCUGGCGUGGUAUCGAAUGCGACGCUCAUGGCCGCGUUAACUCCCUUUCUGUCAGUAUAGACGACGGCGUAGUCGGCACCAUUCCGCCCGCAUUAGCCCAACUCCCAUACCUCCAAUUUCUAUCCUUCUCCUCUUUUCCCCAGCUAACAGGCCCAAUUCCGCCAUUUUUAACCAAAUUAACAAACCUUCAACACCUCGAUUUCGCCGGAAACAAUCUGACAGGUACAAUCCCAGAUUUCCUUACCCAAAUCAAAAAUCUAGAGUAUCUUGACCUAAGUUCCAAUUCCCUUUCGGGUCGUAUUCCUUUAUCACUUGGUAAAUUACAAAAACUUAAAUUAAUUGCGCUUUACAACAACCAUUUAUAUGGGAUAAUCCCCAAUUUUUUUGGGUAUAUGACCAAUUUAAGGGAACUUUACCUAAAUGGAAAUAAACUUACCGGCAAAAUCCCAUCCUCAUUAUACCUUCUUCCUCAACUAUUUUCCAUUGAUUUUAGCCAAAACCAGCUUACCGGGUCAAUUCCUGAAUCUUUUGGAUCAUUCAAAACUCCAUUAAUCGAUUCAAUCAGUCUAUCUUUCAACAAAUUAUCAGGUUCGAUUCCGCGAUCAUUUGGAAAUGUUAAUGUAAAGACUUUAAGAAUUGAUCAUAAUAUGUUUAGUGGGGAUGCAUCUUUUUUGUUCUCAAAGGAAAAAACAUCAUUGAAUAGUAUAGAUAUUGAUAAUAAUUUGCUGAAUUUCGAUUUUUCUGGGGUUGAUUUUGCUAUAAGUUUGAAGAAUUUUGAUAUAAGCCAUAACAAUAUUUAUGGGUCACUUCCUAAACAAAUUGGGCAAUUGGCGUUACAAAGUCUGGAUGUGAGUUAUAAUCAGCUUUGUGGGGAGAUACCGACUGGAAGAAGGUUAAAACAAUUUGAUCCUGCUGUGUUUUCUAAUAACAAGUGUUUGUGUGGUACGCCAUUACCACCUUGCAAGUAGGACCCACAACGUGUUGCACGUGAAUAACAUGUUUUUAAGGGUACGAAUAUGGUUUGUAUAUGUUAUAUAAUCUCGAAUUUUGGCUUUAUAAGUGAAUUUAGAGGGUAUGAUGAUAUGAUAUGAUAUGGCCGUAUGUUAUGAUUUGAUACUACUGCAUUACUUCGAGUUUAGCCCUUUGAUUAAUAAUAAUCUCAUAUAAAAUAAUUAAAGGAGUAGGCUAAAUAUGUUUUUUUCAAUACUACUUCGUUACUUUAACUACAAAUACUCACAAAAGUAAGUAAAGGGAAAAACUCAAUGGGAUGAGGGUGUAUUAUUAGUCUUUUAUAUUUCAAUGCUUUGAUCAAUAUAUAGAUAUUAUUAGAGUUUUAAAAAUAAUUUGUGUUGAAUGACAUUUUAAUAUAGUGAAUGUCUUUAUAUAUCUAUUUUGUACUUGGUUCUAAAUGGUAAUAUAUACUAUUAGAAUUUUAUGAGA